AAGCGUAAGUAGCCGCUGAUGAGAUUGGAUGUUGGCAACACUGAAGAAUUUCGGACUACCUCAUUGGCAACACUAGUUUGAAGUUUGACGUUUGACGUUCUUUCUCAAGUUUGCUUUUGUGAACCACGUUUCUUCGUGAUCUUAAUUUUUGGAUUGCAAACAUGGGUCGUGUACGUACGAAGACUGUGAAGAAGGCUUCCAAAGUCAUCAUUGAAAAGUACUACACAAGGCUUACCCUGGAUUUCCACACCAACAAACGUAUCUGCGAAGAAAUCGCUAUCAUUCCCACCAAACCUCUACGCAACAAAAUCGCUGGGUUUGUUACACAUUUGAUGAAGCGUCUUCGUCACUCACAAGUGCGUGGUAUUUCUAUCAAGUUGCAAGAAGAAGAGCGUGAGAGAAGAGACAACUAUGUUCCUGAAGUGUCUGCUCUGGAACAUGACAUUAUUGAGGUGGACCCAGAAACUAAGGAAAUGUUGAAGAUGUUGGAAUUCAACAACAUUAGUGGCCUUCAGUUAACCCAACCUACUACAAACACAUUCAAUAGACGUACCUAAUUUUUAUGUAUUGAUAUGAAAUAAAAACCAUCUUUCACAUU
Phaedon cochleariae (mustard beetle) is the source of this 598-nucleotide messenger RNA. The record is from the annotation of a GenBank genome assembly. NCBI's taxonomy places the organism in Eukaryota, Metazoa, Arthropoda, Insecta, Coleoptera, Chrysomelidae.